Pistacia vera is the source of this 4406-nucleotide messenger RNA. RefSeq names its product pleiotropic drug resistance protein 1-like. Bases 1 to 4314 code for a protein of 1437 amino acids. The record is from RefSeq and is a predicted model, not a curated record. The transcript is spliced from 23 exons. Gene Ontology annotation, cellular component: membrane. NCBI's taxonomy places the organism in Eukaryota, Viridiplantae, Streptophyta, Magnoliopsida, Sapindales, Anacardiaceae. Gene Ontology annotation, molecular function: ABC-type transporter activity; ATP binding; ATP hydrolysis activity.
AUGCAUGGGGGAGAUUUGUACAAUGGGGGAGGUAGUUUACGUUUGGGAAGUGGUUCAAUGAGAAGUAAUGGAAGAGAUUUAUUUUCGAGGUCUUUAAGAGAAGAUGAUGAUGAUGAAGAAGCAUUAAAAUGGGCUGCAUUGGAGAAAUUGCCAACUUAUGAUCGUUUGAGGAAAGGCAUAUUGACUACUCCCGAAGGUUGUGUUGAUGAAGUUAAUGUGAAUAAUCUUGGACUUCAGGAAAGGCAGAAGUUGAUUGAAAAGUUGGUUAAAAUUGCUGAAGUUGAUAAUGAGAAGUUCUUGUUGAAACUCAAGAACCGCAUUGAUAGAGUUGGGAUUGAAAUUCCGAAAAUCGAGGUUCGAUUUGAACAUCUAAAUGCGGAAGUAGAAGCAUAUGAAGGAAGUAGAGCUUUGCCUUCAUUUUUUAACUUCUGUUUCAGCAUCAUAGAGGGUCUCUUGAAUUCUCUCCGUAUUCUUUCAAGUAAAAAGAAACAAUUGAAAGUUCUGCAGGAUGUCAGUGGAAUUAUCAAGCCAGGAAGAAUGACAUUGCUUUUGGGUCCUCCAGCUUCCGGAAAGACUACUCUACUAUUGGCUUUGGCCGGCAAGCUUGAUUCUUCUCUAAAGACAUCUGGGAGGGUGACAUACAAUGGGCAUGAGAUGCAUGAGUUUGUGCCACAGAGAACUGCUGCUUAUAUCAGUCAACAUGAUGUGCAUAUAGGAGAGAUGACUGUAAGGGAAACUUUGGCCUUCUCUGCAAGAUGCCAGGGGGUUGGAACGCGUUAUGAGUUAUUAGCGGAAUUGUCAAGAAGAGAGAAAGCCGAAACUAUUAAGCCUGAUCCUGACGUUGAUGUCUUCAUGAAGGCAGUAGUAACAGAAGGUCAAGAAGCCAAUGUGAUCACUGAUUACAUUCUGAAGAUUUUAGGACUGGAAGUCUGUGCUGAUACAAUGGUGGGUGAUGAAAUGUUUAGAGGAAUAUCAGGAGGACAAAAGAAGCGAGUUACAACAGGUGAAAUGCUUGUUGGACCAGCGAAUGCAGUGUUCAUGGAUGAGAUAUCUACAGGUUUAGACAGCUCUACAACUUUCCAUAUUGUAAAUUGUAUCAGGCAAACCAUUCACAUCCUUGAUGGAACUGCUCUGAUCUCUCUCCUUCAGCCAGCACCAGAGACUUAUGAUCUAUUUGAUGAUAUUAUCCUUCUAUCUGAAGGUCAGAUUGUGUACCAGGGUCCCCGUGAACAAGUUCUAGACUUUUUUGAAUCCAUGGGCUUCAAAUGUCCCGAAAGAAAAGGCAGCUAUUUCUUGCAAGGGUGUGUAACUUCAAAGAAAGAUCAGCAGCAGUAUUGGUCAAGUGAAGAUGAGCCUUACGAGUUUGUCACAGUCAAGGAAUUUUCUGAUGCAUUUCAAUCAUUCCAUGUGGGUCGUAAACUUGCUGAUGAUCUUGCUAUUCCAUUUGAUAAGAAAAUGAGCCACCCAGCUGCUUUGACAACCAGAAAUUAUGGUGUUAACAAGAAGCAAUUGUUGAAAGCUUGUAUCUCAAGAGAACUUUUGCUGAUGAAGAGGAACUCGUUUGUCUACAUGUUCAAGCUCAUCCAACUCAUAACAAUGGCAACAGUUGGCAUGACACUCUUCUUUCGAACUAAGAUGCACCGAGAAUCAGUGACAGAUGGAGUCAUUUACACGGGUGCCAUGUUUUUCUCUCUAGUUACAAUCAUGUUCAAUGGAAUGGCAGAUAUUUCAAUGACCAUAGUUAAGCUUCCUGUUUUUUACAAGCAAAGAGAUCUCCAAUUCUUUCCUUCAUGGGCAUAUGCUCUUCCCUCAUGGAUCCUUAAGAUUCCCGUAACCUUUGUAGAGGUUGUUGUGUUUGUAUUCACAACCUAUUAUGUAAUUGGGUUUGAUCCCAAUGUCGAAAGGUUGUUUAAGCAGUUCUUGCUGCUCUUGAUACUUAACCAGGUGGCUUCUGCAUUGUUCCGACUGAUUGCUGCAACAGGCAGAAACCUGGUUGUUGCUAAUACAUUUGGUGCAUUUGCAUUGCUGCUGCUUUUUGCUUUGGGUGGAUUUGUCCUUUCACGAGAGGACAUCAAGGAUUGGUGGACAUGGGCUUAUUGGUGUUCACCUUUGAUGUAUGGGCAGAAUGCAAUAGUGGUUAAUGAGUUCCUUGGAGAUAGUUGGAGAAAAUUUUUGCCAAAUUCAGCUGAACCACUGGGAGUUUUAAUUCUGAAGUCGCGUGGGUUCUUCCCAGAUGCAUACUGGUAUUGGCUAGGAGUAGGGGCACUAGCUGGUUUUACACUACUGUUCAACUUUGGCUUCACUUUAGCUCUCACUUAUCUCAACCCAAUUGGUAAACCUCAGGCUGUUGUGCCAGAGGAAUCUCAAAGGGAUGAGCAUGAUAACAAAAAUGGAGGAGUUAGUCAGUUAUCAAACCAUGAAAGCAACUCGGGAAACAGAGCUCAGUCAGGUGGUAGAGCUGCUCAGGCUAGUCAUGACAAGAAAAAAGGAAUGGUUCUUCCAUUUGAACCACAUUCCAUCACCUUUGAUGAAAUUACAUACUCUGUUGACAUGCCGCAGGAAAUGAAACUUCAAGGUGUUGUGGAAGACAAACUUGUGCUUCUGAAGGGUGUGAGUGGUACUUUUAGGCCUGGUGUUCUUACUGCUCUGAUGGGUGUUAGUGGUGCUGGUAAAACCACUCUGAUGGAUGUGUUGGCUGGAAGGAAAACAGGCGGAUAUAUUAAUGGGAACAUCACAAUUUCUGGUUACCCAAAGAAGCAAGAGACAUUUGCUCGUAUUUCAGGAUACUGUGAGCAAAAUGAUAUCCACUCUCCUCAUGUUACUGUAGAAGAGUCUUUAUUCUACUCAGCCUGGCUUCGAUUACCCCCUGAAGUAGAUUUUGAAACUAGAAAGAUGUUCACUGAGGAAGUCAUGGAGCUUGUGGAAUUAAAGCCAUUAAGACGAGCACUAGUUGGUUUGCCUGGUGUAAAUGGCCUGUCAACUGAGCAGAGAAAGAGGCUUACCAUAGCAGUUGAGCUCGUAGCGAACCCCUCUAUCAUAUUUAUGGAUGAGCCAACUUCAGGUUUAGAUGCAAGAGCUGCUGCAAUUGUUAUGAGAACAGUUAGGAAUACAGUUGACACAGGAAGAACGGUGGUAUGCACCAUUCAUCAACCAAGCAUCGACAUAUUUGAAGCUUUUGAUGAGCUAUUCCUACUGAAGCGGGGGGGACAAGAGAUUUAUGUUGGGCCAUUGGGUCACAAUUCUGUCAGUCUUAUAGAAUAUUUUGAGAAAAUUGAAGGAGUUGGUAAAAUCAAAGAAGGUUACAAUCCCGCUACUUGGAUGUUGGAAGUUACCGCUUCAUCGCAAGAAGUGGUUUUGGGGAUUGAGUUUGCUGGUAUCUUUAAAAACUCAGAAUUACAUAGGAGAAACAAAGCACUUAUCAAAGAUUUAAGCAAGCCAGUUCCAGGUUCAAAGGAUCUUCAUUUCCCUACUCAAUUUGCACAAUCAUUAUUCACCCAGUGCAUGGCUUGCUUAUGGAAACAACGUUUGUCAUACUGGCGUAAUCCAUCAUACACUGCUGUUAGAUUUUUGUCCACAACUGUCAUAGCUUUGAUAUUUGGGACAAUGUUCUGGGACAUGGGUACCAUAACGUCAAAGCAGCAAGAUCUGUUUAAUGCAAUGGGUUCCAUGUAUACUGCUGUUAUCUUCCUCGGCGUCCAAAAUGGUGCAGCUGUGCAGCCUGUAGUUGCUGUUGAAAGGACAGUAUUCUAUAGAGAAAGAGCUGCUGGAAUGUAUUCAGCUAUGCCAUAUGCAAUUGCUCAAAUAGUGGUAGAACUUCCUUAUGUAUUCUGUCAAGCUGCAGUCUAUGGCGUUUUAGUAUAUGCAAUGAUUGGAUUCGAAUGGAAUGCUGCUAAGUUCUUCUGGUAUUUAUUCUUCACGUACUUCUCAUUUCUCUACUUCACCUUCUAUGGCAUGAUGGCAGUGGCUAUGACACCAAACCACCACAUUGCUUCCAUUGUUUCAUCUGCAUUUUACGCAAUGUGGAACCUCUUUUCAGGCUUCAUCAUCCCAAGAACUAGAAUUCCCAUAUGGUGGAGAUGGUACUACUGGGUAUGUCCAGUAUCUUGGACCUUAUAUGGGUUGGUUGCAUCACAGUUUGGAGAUUUACAGAAUAAAGUUGAAACUGGUGUUACAGUAGAACAGUUCUUAAAAGAUUACUUCGACUUUGAGCAUGAUUUUGUUGGAGUAGUAGCAGUCAUUGUUGUUGCAUUCACAGUGCUCUUUGCAAUCAUCUUUAUAGCAGGGAUUAAGGUAUUUAAUUUCCAGAGUCGGUAGAAACCGAAUCCUAAUUUGUGUAUUUAGAGAAUUCUGCUGUGAAAAUUUCUUUGUUCAUGGAUUUAUAUGAAUAAUAUUUUGAUUAAAAGUUG